Molecule: messenger RNA, 1605 nt
Organism: Podospora anserina S mat+
Lineage: Eukaryota; Fungi; Ascomycota; Sordariomycetes; Sordariales; Podosporaceae
Exons: 3
Coding region: 1-1605 (534 amino acids)
Biological process (GO): lactate catabolic process
Cellular component (GO): mitochondrion
Molecular function (GO): D-lactate dehydrogenase (NAD+) activity; FAD binding; D-lactate dehydrogenase (cytochrome) activity
Source: RefSeq, a predicted model, not a curated record
AUGCAACUGGAGAAAUUUCUUACCGCCGCCGAGGCUAUCGUGGGCUCCGAGAAUGUGUCGAGAGAGCCAACCUCUGGUGCCCCAGAGGGCCUGGAUGGGAGUGUCGCCUACGGUGAUCCAUUCCCCUUGUCUCGGCCGCACCGCCCUGGGCCAGCAGUUCGUCCCGACACGGUUGAACAAGUGCGUGAGCUUGUCCGGGCGGCGAACAGGUUCGAGGUACCCAUGUGGACAGUGUCGAGGGGAAAGAAUCUUGGAUAUGGCGGCUCUGCCCCAGUCGUAGACCGCAACGUCAUCCUCGAUUUGCACCGAAUGAACAAGAUCAUCGAGAUUAACGAAGAAUAUGCCUACGCCAUCGUGGAGCCUGGCGUGACAUUCAUACAAUUAUACGAAGAGAUCAAGAAGCGCAAGCUCAACCUCUGGAUCUCUGUCCCGGCCAUUGGAUGGGGUUCCGUGGUUGGAAAUACCUUGGAGCGAGGUAUUGGUUACACGCAGGAUGCUGCCCAUUACAAGCACCAGUGCGGCAUGGAGGUCGUCCUCCCUGAUGGUGAUUUGCUGCGAACUGGUAUGGGUGUUGUGGAGGACAGCAAGGUGUGGCCGCUGUAUUCAGGGGGCUUUGGGCCCGGGUUGGAUGGUCUGUUCUUCCAGUCAAAUUAUGGCAUUGUCACGAAGAUGGGGAUUCAAUUCUCCCCUGCCCCCGAAGCCUACACUAGAAUUCUCGUCGAAGUCCCCGAGGAACAAGAUUUGGCGCCGCUGGUUGGCACCAUGACUGACCUGAUGCGCCGGCGCAUUGUGGCCAACCCUCCACAGCUGUAUGGCAGGAUGACUCUGAUCAUCGGUGCAGCGCGUCGCGACCCCGAGAUUGCCAAAAUCUUGGGCGAGCACGGCAACUUUGCACGUCACAUCCCUCAUGAUCUUAUCAGCAAGGUUUCCUCCAUCCUGGGAUUGCCAGCCUGGUGUGCAGGUUUCGCUCUCUAUGGUCCCCCAGAAGCCCAGGCGGGCCUUUUGGAAGCUGUCAAGCGGCGCUUCAAGCAGGUCAAGGGCGCAAAGGUUACACAUGAGACUUUUAAUGCCGUGCCUGGCGAGUAUCUCAGAAGCGAGGAUGUCACACAAGACUUCCUCCCUCAGAGCGGAGUUCCUUCCAUCGAUCAUGUUUUGGCCUUCUCGUCAAAAGAGGACGGUCUCUGGCACAACUGCUACUCCCCUGUCCUACCACCCUCGGGCCGCGAGCUGUACGAGUGGUACGUCAGGGCCAAGAAGAUCACCGAGGAUCACGAUCUUAAUUUCCUUGCCGAUUUUCACGUCUUCGACAGAUACAUCAUAAGCAUUAAUUUGAUCAUGUUCCAUCCCUCAGCCAAGGCCCGACUGCACGAUGUCCAGCACGCUCUCAUGGAGGACUCCAAGAAGCUGGGCUAUUUGGAGUACCGCACCCACAUCAGCUUCAUGGAUGCUACGGCGGCUCACCAGACGUUUAAUAACGGUGCAUUUGGGAGAUUUACCACCAUGUUGAAGGAUACUAUUGAUCCCAACGGAAUUUUGAGUCCAGGGAAGCAGGGUAUUUGGAACUCGACGGCGAAGUUGGAAAGACUGGGGCUUGAGGAGAAGUAG